UUCUCUUCGCUGCCCCUCAGGGCGCGUACCUUGGAGGUUAGAGGGGAGCGUCCGGCAGGUGGUGGGGUGGCGGGCCGAGGGCGCGCCAGUGUGGGGGACCCCCUCCACCAAGGCUGCUGGGGGAGCUGCCUUCGGUCUGCCUUCCCGAGCCGGUUUUGUGUGUGAAGUGGUGGCAUGGACCGUGCCUCCCCGGGCGCGCGUCCCGUUUCCCGGAAGCGCCGGACGUUACUCAAGACCUAAGAGAGAGUGGAUUUGGAGUUUGGAUUUUAGCGGACCUAGUUUAGCAAAACAUGGAUUCAUUUCAGCUACCGUCCACGCUCACCCAGACAAUUACGUGAAUGAGAGGAUGGAAUAGUUCCGGGCUGCAUCAUCUUAGGGGGUCAGUGGUACUUCUGGCAAGUUCUGUCUUCCCUAGCUACUAUGGUUCGUGGCUCAGCACUAACGCGGACCAUGUGGACUGCAGAUGAGAUUGCCCAGCUGUGUUAUGAGCACUAUAGGACCAGACUGCCCAAGCAGGGGAAGCCUGACCCCAACCGUGAGUGGACAUUACUAGCAGCCGUGGUAAAGAUACAACCUGCAGCUGACCAGGCCCAUGGCAUCACUAAUAAACCAGCACAAGUGACAAAGGAAGUUGUCUCAAUGGGAACAGGAACGAAAUGUAUAGGCCAGUCCAAAAUGAGGAAGAGCGGAGACAUCCUCAAUGAUAGCCACGCUGAGGUCAUAGCCAGGAGGAGUUUCCAAAGGUACCUUCUCCAUCAGCUCUACUUGGCGGCUGCCUUGAAGGAGGAUAGCAUCUUUGUCCCUGGAACUCAGAGAGGGCUGUGGAAACUCAGGCCAGACCUCUCCUUUGUGUUUUUCUCCAGCCAUACACCCUGUGGGGAUGCCUCCAUCAUUCCAAUGCUCGAGUUUGAAGAUCAGCCCUGCUGUCCUGUCCGUAGAGACUGGGCCAGUAAGCCAUCAGAAGCCAGUGGUGACCUGGAAGUUCCUGAGGACACAGAGAGAUGUGAGGGCCUGGGUAGUCCUGUGACCAAAAAGAUGAGGCUUGAGCCCGGGACUCCUGACAGUAUAGCUCAGCAUCAGAGUUUUGGCCAUCAGGAAAGUGGCCCAGUCACACCAGACGUCAGCGGCUCUCAUUUUACUGCACAGGAACAGGUCCCUGUCACCAGAAUGGCCCCCGGUGGUGUCAAAGUGGUGGACGUUUAUAGAACCGGAGCCAAGUGUGUGCCCGGAGAAGCUGGAGACUCACGGCAACCUGGUGCUGCGUAUCACCAGGUGGGGCUGCUCCGAGUGAAGCCUGGCCGGGGAGACCGGACUUGCUCCCUGUCCUGCAGUGACAAGCUGGCCCGGUGGAACGUCCUCGGAUGCCAGGGGGCACUGUUGAUGCACCUUCUAGAAGAGCCCAUCUACCUAUCAGCUGUGGUGAUUGGGAGGUGCCCAUACAGCCAGGAGGCGAUGCAUAGAGCUCUGACCGGGAGGUGUCGGAACGUCUCUGCGCUACCCAAAGGCUUUGGAGUUCAAGAAGUGAAAAUACAGCAGUCUGGUUUACUGUUUGAACAGGGCCACAGCGCGGUGCAGGCAAGAAGGGCUGAUGGCCCAGGACGACUUGCUCCUUGUGGCGCAGCCAUCAGCUGGAGCGCAGUUCCCGAGCAGCCGCUGGAUGUCACUGCCAAUGGCUUUCCGCAGGGAACAACGAAGAAAGCCAUCAGGUGCCUUCAGGCCAGAUCCCGGAUCAGCAAAGUGGAACUCUUUAGAUCAUUCCAGAAACUGCUAAGCAGUAUUUCGGAGGACAAGUGGCCAGACUCCCUCAGGCUGCGGAAGCUGGAGACAUACCACGAGUACAAGGAGGCCGCAUCUGCUUACCAGGAAGCCUGGAGUGCGCUCCGGAAGCAGGCCUUUGGGUCCUGGCUCCGCAACCCGCCAGAUUAUCACCAGUUCACAUGA
This is a messenger RNA of Lontra canadensis (Northern American river otter), 1941 nucleotides long. It is a transcript of the gene ADAT1, whose product is annotated as adenosine deaminase tRNA specific 1. NCBI's taxonomy places the organism in Eukaryota, Metazoa, Chordata, Mammalia, Carnivora, Mustelidae. Bases 421 to 1941 code for a protein of 506 amino acids. The transcript has 11 exons. Gene Ontology annotation, biological process: RNA processing. Gene Ontology annotation, molecular function: adenosine deaminase activity; RNA binding. The record is from RefSeq and is a predicted model, not a curated record.